CCUCUGUGUCAGGAUAUGAGCUUCAUUCUUUGGGUCUUAUCGUUUUUAACCAUGACAUUUGGUGUCCCUGCUGUCUCUGCAGGAGGAAUGCAGUGUGAGCUGUUGUUUGUAGUAUUACAUCUUUAAAGUGAUCAGUAUGACAACUAUGUGUUUUAUCACAUUAUUGCAGAAUAGGGAAAACAGUAAUGUGGCUUGUCAACAUUUUAAUCCCUUUGAUGCCAUAAACCUUUGUAUUAAAGUUUGUCAUCUUAAUUUGUGCUGCUUGUCAAGUACCUGCUAAAAUCUGUGGUAACAUCCAGGGCUGUACUAACUGCUCUCAGAGCUGUUCUGUAGUAAGACAGAGAUGGAGGCUAAACUCAGGAUUCCCUCAGUGGAGGCCAAACUGUGGCCAAGAGUUUAAGCUGUUUACAUUGAGAAUGAUGCCGUUAUUGUUAAUGAUAGGCAACUUUUUACUGUUUCUUCAGAGUCUCAUCUACACACAUAAACCUGCACCUGAUCUCCUUACAGAGGCCGGACAGCGUCAGAGAGAAUCUACUUUAAAUGAAUAUCCCUAUUCAAGUGCUUUGCCUUUAGCAGGAACCAUUAGAGAGACCCCAAGGGUUGCCGGGGAAAGGUUAGCGCUGUAUGUUUACGAAUACCUGCUGCAUGUAGGAGCGCAGAAGUCAGCACAGACCUUCUUGUCAGAGAUCCGAUGGGAGAAGAACAUCACACUAGGAGAACCUCCAGGGUUCCUCCAUUCAUGGUGGUGUGUGUUCUGGGACUUGUAUUGUGCAGCUCCAGAGAGAAGAGACACAUGUGAGCACUCCAGUGAGGCCAAGGCAUUCCAUGACUAUAGUGCUGCAGCAGCUCCCAGCCCUGUUCUUGGGAACCUUCCCCCAGGAGAUGGCAUGCCAGUAGGACCAGUCCCACCUGGAUUCUUCCAGCCGUUUAUGUCACCUCGAUACCCUGGAGGACCCAGACCACCUCUCAGGUUACCUAAUCAGGGACUUGGCAGUCAGCCUAUGUUACCCACAGGAAUGGAUCCAUCGAGACAACAAGGACAUCCAAAUAUGGGAGGACCGAUGCAGCGUAUGACUCCACCCAGAGGCAUGGUACCACUGGGGCCACAGAAUUAUGGAAGUGGAAUGAGACCCCCAUUAAAUGCCUUGGUUGGUCCUGGGAUGCCUGGAAUGAAUAUGGGACCUGCUGGUGGUAGACCUUGGCCAAAUCCUCCAAACUCAAAUUCGACACCCUACUCGUCUGCCUCUCCAGGGAGUUAUGUGGGACCGCCAGGAGGUGGGGGCCCACCUGGAACGCCAAUCAUGCCCAGUCCAGCAGAUUCUACCAACUCUGGCGACAACAUGUACACUCUGAUAAACACAGUUCCUCCAGGAGGAAAUCGACCAAAUUUCCCAAUGGGUGCAGGUGGAGAUGGACCACUAGGGGGCAUGGCUGGAAUGGAGCCACACCACAUGAACGGAUCAUUAGGGUCAGGUGACAUGGACAGUCUCCCAAAGAACUCUCCUGGAAACUUGAGUAUAAGUAACCAGCCGGGAACUCCUAGAGAGGAUGGAGAGAUGGGAGGAAACUUCCUCAACCCCUUUCAGAAUGAGAGUUAUUCUCCAAACAUGACAAUGAGUGUGUGAAGGUUUGAGGACAAUCUGGACUCAGUCACAAACUGGCAUUGAUCAGUGAAAAUCAGCAGAGGCAGAAUGAUGACAUCCUACAGACCAGGGACUUCUUCCCUCAGCUCUUGCCCUGUACAGACAUUUCACACACACCUGGUUCUUCAACUACCCCACCCCCCACAAACCCCUCACCUUCUUCUUUAUGUCUCCGUUCCACCUGCCCCUCUCCUCCUGGUCUGAGUGGUGGCUCUGCUACCACCAGUUCUGACUCUGCAACCAUGAGACUGUACAAAAUAAUCAAUUUUUUUUUUUAAAUCUGGAGAACUGUUUGUAUAUUUGAAAAUACCCAGUGGCAUUCCAGUCACAGACAAACAAGUGUGUAUGAUCAUCAUUCCCAGAAACAAAAGACUAGUGUCCUACCAACGCCUGGUUUUCAUACAGUCAUACUUCUUUUUUUUAUUGAAAAAGAAAAACACAUCUGAUCAACUGUUUCAUUUUUUUUUUGUCUUCACUGUUAAAGAAGAAGAAGAAGAGUCUUUUAGAUUCUACUGUUAUUUUUAAUAAUUAAAUCAGCCAGAAAUAUGAAAAGAAUGUUAGAUUAAAGGUGCCUUGUCUCUGAUAUAUUUAUGGCUUUUGAUGAGGAAAUUACGAUUUUGUUCAUAUUAAAUAUCACAAAGAUUUUUAGUUUGAGAAUUUAGUUAUUGAGAGUUAAUAAGCUGUCUUUGAAACUAGGGCUCUGUAGCUAAAGAACAACUAUCAUUGAAAUUAUUUAAAAAUAUAUGCAUAUAAAUUCUACAAAUCUACUUUGGAUUUGGUGGAGUACGGUCUUAUUUGCAUUGUGUUACUUGGGUAUUUGUGGUCAUUACAUACAUGGUUUGUGUUCUUUGUUUUUGGAUUUAUAUAUCAGGGACCACUUAAAUGUGACUAAAUCUAGGGCUGUUAUUGUUCAGAAAAAUGAACAUAAGGACAUUUGAGGAAUCCUAAUGCUAGAUAAUCUAUAAUACCAGGAGGUUGUGCAUACUUGCACUUUGAAAUCAGAUUACUUCACUGUCAUUAAUAUUCCAAACAUUUCAACAUUAAGUGAGAACAGGCUUUGAAAUCACAAUUGAGCUGUGUACAAUAAAAAAGUAAAUACUACACUAGCUUUUGAUUGAUACAUGAAACAGAAAACAGCACAACUGAAACAGCAGUCCCGUAGUUAUUGUCCAUGGACCAACUUUUGAUUUCAAAUACUAAAUAUGUUAAAUCCUGCCUUUCUGCGCCCGUUUGUGUAAAGCUGCAAUACAUAAUCACUUCCGUCAAUGUGCUUUUAAUUUGAAAGAAAGAUAACAGGAAGUUUUGGAAACCCGAACAGAGUAGCUGGUUUAAUAUGUUCUGACUUUUAAACACUGCAUUCAAUCAUUGACCUGACUAGUGUUCUCUUAGGAAAACUGCUCAAAGUUGCCUAGCCCCCCUGGAGAAUAAAUAUAUAAUUGCACCACGUGGUAGACACUCUACUCACCCCUGUAUUUGAAUGUUAACCAAUAACAAAGAUAUUUGAAUUCCUUAAUAGUCCAAUAAUCUGUUUUUAAAUAAAAAAACUAUUUGUAAAGUACACAAUAAUGGUGACCCUCAUAGCACCUAGACUAAAGCUCCAGUUACAUACUCAAUUAUGUAACUGUCAAUUAUCUACUCAACAUGUAGCUGUCAGUAAUGCAUCAGAGCAGGUCAACGUAGUAAGAUUAUCGUACCAGAGAUUCCAAACAGCCAUAUCUUGACAGAAAUUAUUGUUGACUCAUCAAAAAAAUAGUACACCUAGUGAUACACAUUUGGUGUAUACUAUAGUGACCUUUGUUUUGUUUUUUUUGUAGCAGAGAUACCAUACAAUCAUAACUAAUAUCAAAUUAUUUUUUUAUGCUUAGGGAAAGUUAUUUUGCAGAACAACAUUAUCUCUCGCUGUCCCUAAUAUCAACAAGUCUCACUUAAGGCUGGAAAAAGUCUACAGUUAAAUAUUUGGAUGAUAUUUAUUUUCAUCACCAAGAACUGGCAUUAACACACUGAGAGUGUGUAGAAUUUUUUACCUAGUGUAUGUCUAAAUGUUAUGGUAAAGGCUGUAUUAUAAAACAAGGCUCCUCUCAUGAUGUAGACCUCAAAUGUUAUUUUAAUUUAAAUUUUAGUUUUCAUGUGAAAGUGUGAUGUAACAAGAGACCUGGCACCUUGUAGAGUAAUUUUUCUGCCUUGUAUCUAAGGUCAUUUAUGAAGGUUUCCAGGACAUAACAAGAAGUGUAAAAAAGACAGAGAGAUUUGUAUUCAAUUGAAUUAUGUUCACGGGAAUGCAAGCUUUUUUCAGUCAAACCUUUGUCGUCGUCAUCCGGAUAAACUGUGAUCAGUGUGUAUGAAAGGAUGGUUGGUACCUCGAGCUCAAACAAGCUUGUUUUUAACUCAAACUUUUUUCACUGCCCAAAAUAUAACAUUACUAUAAUUAUGAUGUAUAAGUAAAGGUCAGUGUAACUCUAAAACGCUCCCCUUCUCCUUCCUCCUCCCUUACUGCAAGCGUGUACAGCUCACAGAUGUAGCUCAUCUGUCUUCUAUGUAUGUGUAUUUGAUAAUAUAAAUAUUAUUUAAAGAAAAAUCUGGAGAGAAUCAUUCCUACACAGACCCAUGGACUAAUGACACAACAACACAAGCUAACAGAUUUUUUUAUUAUUAUUAUUUAGUUUUUUGCUUUGAUUGAAGCCAUAAUUUGGAAUAUUGGAACAUGCAUUUGUAAAUGUAAGCAUGUCUUUCUGUUCAGUGGCAGUAUGUUAGAUCCCAUUAGUGACAUGUUCAUUUUUUCCUUUUUUGAAAUUCUUGAUUAUGUUUUUUUGUAAAUACAGAGAAGUAUUCCAUUGGUUUUGAAUAUGGUGGUAUAAAGCUUCUCUUCACUGCA
Molecule: messenger RNA, 4515 nt
Organism: Cynoglossus semilaevis (tongue sole)
Lineage: Eukaryota; Metazoa; Chordata; Actinopteri; Pleuronectiformes; Cynoglossidae
Product: single-stranded DNA-binding protein 2
Exons: 17
Coding region: 417-1625 (402 amino acids)
Biological process (GO): positive regulation of transcription by RNA polymerase II
Cellular component (GO): nucleus
Molecular function (GO): protein binding; single-stranded DNA binding
Source: RefSeq, a predicted model, not a curated record